UGUAAUCGUGAAACUGAGAAAAUUCAAAGAGGUCUUGUAUCAGUAUAUAGUCGAAAGUCUCACAGUCGUUCUCGAUCUUUAACCGUAUUGAUAUGUCCUGGCUUUUGAGGAGUUGUUCGCCGGCGAAAACUUUAGACUCAUAGCCAAUUUUUUUUAUAGAUAUCAAUUUCAAAAGUGAACAACGUAUAUAUUAUAUAUAUAUUUGGCAAGGCGUAAUUUUAUGUGUGCAACACAAAAGACAUUUUUAAUAUUGAUCUUGAAAGAAAGAAACGGAGAUUAUUUUUUUUCUUUUAAAAUAUAAUAUAAUAAAAGUUUUAUUUAAUUAAAUUCUGCAUAUUGUGUGUGAUUUAUCACACUCAGAGAAAUAUUAUGAUAAGAAUCAAGAAUUAAACUUAUCUAUGAGAGAAAAUUUCAACCCACAUAUGAGACAUAUUUUCUUUUAUUCUUCAAGUGAAACAAAAAAGAAUGGAGCUGCUGGUGCCUACAGUGUCGGAUAUAAUUUUUAAAUAUUCUUGGCCAAUUUCACGUUACAAAAAGACAAUAGCUAAAAGUAAUUACAUUGAUAGUCCGCCUUUUAGUAUAAAUGUUAAUGGAAUUCACAGUACCUGGACACUUUCAAUUCGAUUUUGGAAAGGCCCUGAAGGGAAGAGAAUUACGAAUCCAGUUGUUUUAUGUUUAAAUAUGUUAAAAUGCACAGUGGAGGAAACGGAACAAGUAAAAGUUAGAUUUCAAUUUGCCGUUUUCAAUGCAGAUGUUAAUCACUGGGAAUAUUGUCACGUCAGUAGAACAAUAUUAGAAUUAAAAUCAACAUCCGAUAUAAUAUCACUGGGUUAUAGAGAUUUGUCAAUUGUCGAUCGACAUUUCAAGAAAAAUGGCGAUGUCGUUGUAAUGGUGAAAAUACAAAUAAUUCAAUGUGAAAGUGAAAAACAUUGUCUAUCUCAGGAUAUGGCGAGACUUUUGAAACAUGCACGUGCAGCUGAUACAAAAUUAACCUGUGGAGGAACAAAUAAUACCGAGAUUGCAGUUCACAGUAGUGUUAUUACAGCUCGAAGUUCAGUAUUGGCGAAUAUGAUAUCGCCAAUGGAAAAUGAUAAUUUCGAGGGUGAUUCAAAUGAAAAAAAAAUGAAGAAAGAAAAUGAUAGUGAAGCACAAAUGAAAAGCGUCAAUAAUGGAGAGGAAGAUAAAAAUGUGGACACGCAGCUGAAAUUCAAAUUGGAGUUGAAAGACCUAUCGAAAGAAGUCACGGAAGAACUUCUUCGUUAUAUUUAUAGCGACCACGUUGAUAAUUUGGAUACCUUGGCGCCACAGUUACUAUUUUUGGCUGGAGAGUUUCAUUUACAAGGAUUGAAAGAGUUAUGCGAGAGAAAUUUAAUUGAAACGAUAACGCCGGAAAAUGUGGCAACGAGACUUUUAAUAGCCGACGAAUUUGGCUGUGACGCAUUAAAAAGAGCCGGUUUGGCAUAUUGCGAGGAAAAUGCAAUGAGUAUAACGAAAAAUUUCGCCUGGAAAAUGAUGGAACAAGUGAAUCCAGAAUUAUUUCACGAAGUUUGUGAAGCUGGAAUUGGAGGAUCAUUAUCUAGCAAUAUGGAUGACAGCGAACUAAGCAAUUAGGCAAUAAUUUAAAUUCAUAUUGAAUUGUAAUAAAAUGUCAAUUUACAUAUAUUCAAAAUUAUCCGAUUGAUGUGAAAUUAUUUUAAUAUAAAUUAAAUUAGUGGAAACUUAA
Molecule: messenger RNA, 1723 nt
Organism: Leptopilina boulardi
Lineage: Eukaryota; Metazoa; Arthropoda; Insecta; Hymenoptera; Figitidae
Product: speckle-type POZ protein-like
Exons: 6
Coding region: 466-1611 (381 amino acids)
Biological process (GO): regulation of proteolysis; proteasome-mediated ubiquitin-dependent protein catabolic process
Cellular component (GO): cytoplasm; nucleus
Molecular function (GO): ubiquitin protein ligase binding
Source: RefSeq, a predicted model, not a curated record